Zophobas morio is the source of this 1465-nucleotide messenger RNA. Its product is annotated as ER degradation-enhancing alpha-mannosidase-like protein 3. The coding region runs from base 95 to 1441 and encodes 448 amino acids. Gene Ontology annotation, biological process: carbohydrate metabolic process; endoplasmic reticulum mannose trimming; mannose trimming involved in glycoprotein ERAD pathway. Lineage: Eukaryota; Metazoa; Arthropoda; Insecta; Coleoptera; Tenebrionidae. Gene Ontology annotation, cellular component: endoplasmic reticulum; membrane. The transcript is spliced from 17 exons. Gene Ontology annotation, molecular function: calcium ion binding; mannosyl-oligosaccharide 1,2-alpha-mannosidase activity. The record is from RefSeq and is a predicted model, not a curated record.
CUCUUUUGCUCGCCCUAUAGCUAACGAGCAAAACACGGGCCUAUCUUACAGCAGGCAAGCCUCUGAACUGUUCUUGUUUGCUUAUGACUCGUACAUGAACUAUUCCUACCCUGAUGAUGAAUUAAAACCGCUUUCGUGUGAAGGUCGCAGUAGAGGCCGCGACUCGAGUAGAGGAGAGUUAGAUUCCUGUAUGGGAAAUUUCUCUUUAACACUAAUUGAUGGCCUGGACACACUAGCCGUAAUGGGACAUUAUGAUAAAUUUAAGGAAGGAGUAAACUUAGUUCUUAAGAAUACCCGUUAUGAUACAAAUUUAAUAGUUUCAGUUUUUGAGGUCACUAUAAGGGUUUUAGGAGGCCUUCUUUCUUCCCAUGUUAUUUCGUUAAAACUAAAAGAAAUGGGAAUAUUCAACGAUUAUAAUGGCGGGCUACUUGCGCAUGCUUUGGAUCUUGGAGAACGUCUUUUGGUUGCUUUUAAUACACCAACUGGUCUUCCUUAUCCAAAAGUGAAUUUGAAAACCAAAACAGUUGUUACCCACUCCCCGGUCACGUGCUUGGCCUGUGCGGGCUCUCUAUUUCUCGAGUUCGCCACUCUCUCGCAUCUAUCCAGAAGAUCAGAGUUUUAUGACGCUGUUUCGAAGACUAUGAAUACGUUGUUUUCUUAUAAAACUUCGUACUCUCUGGUGCCUUCCGCUUUUCACGUUGUAACGGGAGCCGUUGUUUCUUAUAAGUCUGGUAUAGGUGCUGAAUCUGAUAGUUAUUAUGAAACUUUAUUUAAGUCCUGGGCAGUUUUUCAAGAAAAAAAGUUUUAUGAACAAUUUAAAGAACUUUAUGCUGCUUUAGUUAAUAAAACUUCUAUGAAUGGUCAGUUCUUCUUUGUAAACGCCCAAUCUCCGCAUCCUCAUCCAGGAGAUAUAUUGGAUCACCUAGGCUGUUUUUGGCCCGGCCUUCAAGCGUUAGCUGGAGAUUUGGAAGGCGCAAUUAUUUCUUAUCAGCGUUAUUAUGAUGUUUUCUUGAAGAACAAUUUUUAUAUUCCCGAGUUAUUUAAGUCGGACGGCACUGCUCGUGAUUCCAAUUAUUAUUUAAGGCCCGAGUUUAUUGAAAGCACCUACUAUCUUUAUAAAGCCACUAAAAACGUGUUUUAUAUUGAAGUUGGAAAACAAAUUUUGAAAAGUAUAGAAAGAUGUAAAACGACAUGUGGCUUCGCAACUUUAAGUGAUAUCGAGAGUAUAACCAAAGAGGACAGGAUGGACUCAUAUUUUCUUGCUGAGACGCUUAAAUAUCUAUACUUGUUGUUUGCUACUUAUGAAAACUCGCUUCCGUAUAACGUUGAUGAUUAUAUUUUUAACACGGAGGCACACCUUUUUCUAGUUAAUCAAAGUUAUUUUAUAGAGGCAGUACCUCCCAGUUCAUUUGACAACAGUGUUUCGCCGCCGUUGGCCUAAAUUACUGAAAAUAUAAAGUAUGAC